Melitaea cinxia (Glanville fritillary) is the source of this 611-nucleotide messenger RNA. Its product is annotated as ribonuclease H2 subunit C. The record is from RefSeq and is a predicted model, not a curated record. NCBI's taxonomy places the organism in Eukaryota, Metazoa, Arthropoda, Insecta, Lepidoptera, Nymphalidae. The coding region runs from base 163 to 561 and encodes 132 amino acids. The transcript has 4 exons. Gene Ontology annotation, cellular component: ribonuclease H2 complex. Gene Ontology annotation, biological process: RNA catabolic process.
CUCUGUGGUCAAUAGUCAAAACUGUCAUUUGAGUUGAAUGAAUUUCCGCGCGAAAAAUUCUAAUUCAUUUGAAAGCCAUUUUCAUUCAUAUCUCAAGUAAGUUAUUGAAUAAACAAUAAGUACUGUUUAUGUGUAAAGUUUAGUGUUGGUACUUGGUACAAAAUGUCGAUACAAGUUGAAAAUAAUUUGAACAAAAGUGAAAAUAAAGAAGUGUUCGAGCAACGCGCUCACUUCGUACCGUGUAAUAUAGAAGAAGACGGACCCGCUAAUGUUAGCAAAUACUUCGAGCCGUACGUCGCGGAUAAUGGAGGAGAACUAACAGCUACCUUCCGAGGACACAAUCUCGAUGGAGUCAAAAUGAAUCUACCAGACGGUUACAGGGCUAUUGUAGUCACCGAAGCAAAGAGGCCCCUCGCUGAGGACGCUGAACGAAAAUUUCAAGUGGCCGGCGGUUUCAAAGAACUAAACUAUUGGAACUGGGAUAAAAAACCAUCAAAAAAUGACAAUUUGUUCAGAGCUAUGGAAUGGAUUGAUAUUGCUGAAGCUAUUCAUGGAGACUAAACAUAAUAAUAAAUAAGAAUAAAAAUUUGAAUAUACGAUUUUAAAAUUAA